Molecule: messenger RNA, 1646 nt
Organism: Electrophorus electricus (electric eel)
Lineage: Eukaryota; Metazoa; Chordata; Actinopteri; Gymnotiformes; Gymnotidae
Product: uroporphyrinogen-III synthase
Biological process (GO): uroporphyrinogen III biosynthetic process
Cellular component (GO): cytosol
Molecular function (GO): uroporphyrinogen-III synthase activity
Source: RefSeq, a predicted model, not a curated record
CGGUCCUCUGCGACUUCACGGGAUACACAAACGAAAAAAUGUUAGGAUAUAUCGUCUCAAGUAUGCGCACGGCGGAAUAAAAGUGCACAUCUUUUCUACAUAUAAUUUGUAGGAGAAGGCAAAUAUGAAUGUACUGCUUUUAAAAGAGCCCCGAGAGAGCGACAGCGGACCAGAUCCAUAUAUCAAGGAGCUGGCUAGACAUGGACUCUCAGCAACACUGAUUCCUGUUCUGUCUUUUAAGUUUGUGUCCCUGACUGCCUUGUCUGAUAGGGUUUUUCAGCCAGAAAAGCAUGGAGGACUCAUCUUUACAAGCCCGAGAGCAGUCGAGGCUGUGAAAAUGUGUAUUGAAAACAGCGCCCUGAGAGAAGAAUGGAACAUGGUAAAAGAGAAGUGGAAUGCAAAAUCAGUGUAUGUGGUUGGGAAAGCUACUGCAUCAUUAGUUGAGAGUCUGGGGCUUAACCCCCAGGGAGAGCACACCGGCACGGCUGACGUUCUGUCCCGGCUCAUUGUGGAAAGAGAAGAUCCGAAGAUUUUGCCUCUGCUGUUUCCUUGUGGUACUUUGAAGAGAGAAGUGCUUCCCACCACACUGAGGGAAAAUGGCCUUCCUCUGGAGGCUGUCACAGUCUAUCAGACAGUGGAUCAUCCUGAUCUGGAGAUAAACAUCACUCACUAUUUUUCUAAACAGGGAAUACCUGCCAGCAUUGCUUUCUUUAGUCCUUCCGGGGUAAAGUUCUGUUUGGAGCUGCUGAAGAGACUGGUCGGACCACAGCUGGACCAAAUAAAGUUUGCCGCUAUAGGCCCCACCACUGCAGAUGCUCUGGAGGCUGAGGGGCUGAGGGUCAGCUGCUUGGCUGAGAAACCCACCUCACAGCACCUCGCCAAGAGUGUCGUACAGGCCCUAAACACAGGCCCCUCAGACUGGUGACCUUUUGACCUGCCCCUGAAUCAGCGGAGUCUGUCCAGAUCAACAUAGAAAUUGAUAAGUUUUGAUUUAGCUUUCAGCUAUUUUGAUAUUUAGGCAAUCAUUAGUUAAAGUAUGCAUGAGAAGGCAAUCACUUAGACUAAUAUUUCCUAACCCAGUCCACGUUUCUGCUCAAUCCCCAUUCCCAACACAUUCAGUGCUCUUGAUUCCUUGGUUCAGGUGUACUUGGGAGCUAGGAAAGAACCUGGACUGCCUUUGAAAUAAAUUUAUGUGUUUCUAAUUUUAAUACUCUUAUUACAGAGAGAAAUUGUCCUCCAUGAUAAGUUCUGUUUGUCUGUAUGUUUCCUUUGAUUUCUCCCCCACCCCCUGGCUUCAAAACAAAAGUGGUUUUAGCCUCCUGUACACAGACCUAUAGAGUAAUUUAAUUGUUGACUAGAGAGCAGUUUGCAGUUCAAACCUGGUUAAAAUGAAACCAGAUAUGAAAAUCUACUGAAUACGGUGCAGUAAUAUGCAUGUAAGUUCUGUCAAGUUGUUAAAGUAACUACUGACAUUUGCUGGUUUUUAUCCUUUUUUUCCAAUUAAAAGGAGUAAUGUGCACACACAUGCCCCUCCCACUUCUCCUGCGUCAUGUGUAUGGCUUUAAGAGGGAAUGACCGGAGAUUUAGCAUCCUGUGUGACUUUUUGUACGUUUGGAUAUUGAAUUUGAAUAAAAUUCAGUGCGAAA